AUGGUGCUUUCAGCACCUGUACCAAGCAGUGGCUUCCAGGCCUUGAUUCUUUGUGGUCCUGGCGAAAGCUUGAAUACGAUUUCCUCUAAUCCGGACGAGAAUCCAAAAUGUUUAAUUCCCAUCGCACUAAGGCCAAUGGUCUACUACCCACUCGACUGGUGCAAACGCGCAGGAAUAAAUGAUAUCGUUCUAAUUACACCCCCCUCCGCUCUCACGUCUGUUAAGGCGGCUCUUCAACAAAACCCUUAUCUAACAUCGCUCCCCUCACCCUCGCCCACCGUCAUAGCCCCUAAGGAUCUCAAGAUGACAACAGGAACGGCCGAACUGCUCCGCCUACCGGAGGUCCAGGCUUGUAUACGAUCUAACUUCCUGCUUCUGAGUUGCGAUUUGCUGUGCGAUAUUCCCGGUGAACAUUUACUAGAGGCAUGGCUAGUCUCGCAGAGUGAUCUGGGCCCGUUGUCUCAAGGCGGCUUAUCAGUGUUCUAUCCAGCGAAGGGCGUCAAAGAUGAAGUCAAAAAAGAGCCAACAGAUUUUGUCGCGGUCAAUUUGCUGAAGGAGGAUGAAGGGCCCGGCUUCUCGCGAUAUGAGCUCUCGAAAUUGGUUACGUCAAUGCCAAUGAAUACCUUGAAAGAGCAGAUGGAGAGGGAUAAGGGACUUUUGCUCCGUCAUACCUUGGUUGAGAAACAUGCUUCUGUCAAGAUGCUGACGAGCUACAGAGAUGCACAUUUGUACAUCUUACCGAAGUGGAUUCAGUCCUUGGCACGGCAUCAGGAACGGCUCGAAUCCGUGAGUGAGGAUUUGAUCGGGUACUGGGCAAAAGCGGGAUGGCAGCGUGGGUUGAGCGCUAAAUUGGGGAUCGAUGAGAUUUUAGGCGGACAGGAUGAUAACCACGAGGAGCACGCAAGUCUCGAUGGGGACUCGUUGGAGGAUGAUAUCGAUCUUCGUGGCAUGACUACUACACACGCUCAAAGUUCUGAGGCCCGGGAUCCAAAAUCUUCUCCUAAUGCACACUCCUCGGUCGAGGUGCCGCCAAUUCUAGCAUAUAUGACCAAGCCCUCUGAGCAACUCGUUCGGCGGGUGGACAGUUCCGCCUUGAUAUUGGCCAUGUCACUACAACUCGCCAAGCUGGAGUCUAUUGAAGAGGUUGGCCGUGCUGCUGCCUCGCCAUUCAGCCAUGCCUCGAAAAUAUCCAGCCCAGAAGGAGUUGCACCAAAGUCCAUUGUCACGAAAGGCGAUUGCUUACUUGGGUCAAACGUGACGGUGGAAGAGAAGUGCGUCAUCAAAGAAUCGUGUAUUUCUUCCAAGGCGAAGAUUUGCAGCGGCGCUCGCCUGACGAGAUGUGUGAUCAUGGACAACGCGGUCAUCGGUCCGAAGUGUGUGCUCAACGGAUGUAUUGUCGGUCGAUAUAGUCAAGUCGGACACGACUCCGUGCUCAAGGACUGCGAGGUACAAGAUGGCGUCGUUGUCGAGGAAGAGACCGAUGCCAAGAAUGAACAGUUUAUGAACUUCGAUGGUCUUGAUGCGGAUGACAUGAGCGUUGCUGACGAUGAUUAUGAUGAUGAGGCCAGUAUUUAG
This is a messenger RNA of Aspergillus affinis, 1575 nucleotides long. RefSeq names its product translation initiation factor eIF-2B gamma subunit family protein. Gene Ontology annotation, cellular component: guanyl-nucleotide exchange factor complex; eukaryotic translation initiation factor 2B complex. The record is from RefSeq and is a predicted model, not a curated record. Gene Ontology annotation, biological process: cytoplasmic translational initiation. NCBI's taxonomy places the organism in Eukaryota, Fungi, Ascomycota, Eurotiomycetes, Eurotiales, Aspergillaceae. The transcript has 7 exons. The coding region runs from base 1 to 1575 and encodes 524 amino acids. Gene Ontology annotation, molecular function: translation initiation factor activity; guanyl-nucleotide exchange factor activity.